AUGGGGAUGCUCAGCCUGCCCGGCUUUCUGUCCUGCGGGAAGAAGAAGGACUUCAGCUUGACAAAUGGAAAAGAUUCCCACUCCAGCGACAGCGAUGAGAACUCGGAGCGUGGCAACUGGUCAAGUAAAGGCGAUUACCUGCUGUCCAUGGUGGGCUAUGCCGUGGGCCUGGGCAACGUCUGGCGCUUUCCCUACCUCACCUACCAGAAUGGAGGAGGUGCUUUUCUAAUCCCUUACACCCUGAUGUUGGCAUUAGCUGGUUUACCCUUAUUUUUCAUGGAAUGUUCCCUUGGGCAGUUUGCCAGUCUAGGGCCAGUUUCCAUCUGGAGAAUACUACCAUUGUUUCAAGGAGUGGGCAUCACAAUGGUCAUCAUCUCAGCAUUUGUGACUGUCUACUACAACGUUAUCAUUGCUUAUGCACUCUACUACUUAUUUGCCUCAUUUCAAAAAGUGCUGCCAUGGUCAGACUGCUUUUCCUGGGCAGAUGAAUUCUGCAGCAAGACACGAAUAGUAAGUGACUGCAACACAACCUUGGAUGGGGAAAUCCUUCAUGUAAACUUCUCAUUCAUCACGAGCCACAAUCUUACAUGUAUAAAUGGCACCAUAAACUACAAACCAGUGCAAUUUCCCAGUGAGCAAUACUGGAAGUAAUUUGCACUUUCUAGAAAAAAACACAUUUAUGAAACUGGUCAAAUGGUUUGGUGGUUGGCAUGUGUUCACUUCCCUGGUUGCCUUCUUCCUGCAUGGAGGUAUGUGGAUCCCCUCACACCUAACUUUCUGCAGGUUGUCUACUUUACUGCCCUCUUCCCAUACGUCAUCCUGCUCAUCUUGUUGGUGCGAGGUGCCACCCUGGAAGGUGCUUUGGAUGGCAUUGAAUACUACAUUGGGAGUCAGUCCAACAUCACCAAGCUGAUGGAGGCAGAGGUUUGGAAAGAUGCAGCCACCCAGAUAUUUUACUCCUUGUCUGUGGCAUGGGGUGGGCUUGUUGCUUUGUCUUCAUACAACAAGUUCCACAACAACUGCUACUCAGAUGCCAUUCUAGUUUGUGUGACCAACUGUGUCACCAGCGUAUUUGCUGGGUUUGCAAUAUUCUCCAUCCUGGGACACAUGGCAUUUUUGUCUGAGAGACCUGUCUCAGAGGUCGUGGACUCAGGGUUUGACCUGGCCUUUGUAGCCUACCCAGAGGCUCUCUCCAAGUUACCAGUUUCUCCUCUGUGGUCCUUCUUGUUUUUCUUCAUGCUUCUGCUUUUGGGCCUUGACUCCCAGUUUGCCACCAUAGAAACACUUACAACCACCAUUCAAGAUGUAAGUCCCAGAGUGAUGAAAAAAUUAAGACUGCCUAUCACCCUGGGUAUUUGUGCAGUGCUCUUUCUUCUUGGGCUUAUCUGUGUCACUCAGGCAGGAAUUUACUGGGUUAACCUAAUAGAUCACUUUUGUGCUGGAUGGGGAAUCCUUAUUUCAGCUGUCCUGGAGAUAAUAGGCAUCAUCUACAUUUACGGAGGAAACAGGUUCAUUGAAGACAUUGAAAUGAUGAUUGGAAAGAAGAGCUGUUUAUUCUGGAUAUGGUGGAGAAUGUGCUGGUUUUUCAUCACUCCUGUGCUGUUAAUGGCUAUUUUGGUCUGGUCUUUGAUCACAUUUUCACGUCCCACUUAUGGCUCAGUGUUAUACCCAACCUGGGGAACUGCUGUUGGCUGGUGCAUGAUCAUCUUCUGCGUCAUCUGGAUUCCCAUUGUUGCUAUUGUAAAAAUAAUUAAAGCUGAAGGAAAUCUUGUUCAGCGCAUUGUCAGCUGCUGCAGGCCUGCAGCAAACUGGGGUCCCUACCUGGAAUGUCACCGAGGAGAACGAUACAGCCACAUUGUGGAUUCCAAGAAGGAAAAGGAGCAUGAGAUUCCCACUGUGUCUGCCAUUGUAUACAAGCAACAACAUAUAUGAUGUGUAUGAUGACUGUUUGGAUGACUGCUUCUUAGCACAUAUGUGGGUUUUGUCUUUUUAUAUUGGAAAGGGACUAGGUAAAAAAAAAAAAAAAGGCAAAUCAACACCCCUGCCCUUGAAAAUCCAGCCCCCAAAUGAAAGUAAGUCAUAUUAUUUAUUUUUGGUCUUUGGGG
Messenger RNA from Cinclus cinclus, 2105 nucleotides. RefSeq names its product solute carrier family 6 member 14 (gene SLC6A14). The record is from RefSeq and is a predicted model, not a curated record. NCBI's taxonomy places the organism in Eukaryota, Metazoa, Chordata, Aves, Passeriformes, Cinclidae. Gene Ontology annotation, biological process: sodium ion transmembrane transport. Gene Ontology annotation, cellular component: membrane. The transcript is spliced from 16 exons. Gene Ontology annotation, molecular function: L-proline transmembrane transporter activity.